Molecule: messenger RNA, 1471 nt
Organism: Agelaius phoeniceus (red-winged blackbird)
Lineage: Eukaryota; Metazoa; Chordata; Aves; Passeriformes; Icteridae
Gene: YRDC
Product: yrdC N6-threonylcarbamoyltransferase domain containing
Biological process (GO): regulation of translational fidelity
Cellular component (GO): cytoplasm
Molecular function (GO): tRNA binding; nucleotidyltransferase activity; double-stranded RNA binding
Source: RefSeq, a predicted model, not a curated record
AUGGCGCGGGCGGCGCGGCUGCUGGCGCUGGCGGCGGAGCGAGCGGCGGGCCCGGGCCUGGCCCCGGUGCCGGCACCGGUACCGGGCUGUGCCCGCCUGGUGCUGCUGCCGCCCGCCCGCGGGGCCCGGCCCGGCCCGCAGGGAGCGCGCGGGGAGCCAGCGGAGGGCGCAGGCUGGGCCGGCGGCGGGAGCUGGGCCGCACCGGAGGGUGCAGGCUGCGGCCGCUGGCGGCGGGAGCCGGGCCCCGCUGAGUGGAGCGAGGCGGUGGCGGCCGCGGCCGGUGCCCUGCAGGCGGGCGGGCUGGUGGCCGUGCCCACGGACACGGUGUACGGCGUGGCCUGCCUGGCCCAGGACUCGGCCGCCGUGCGCAGCAUCUACAGCCUGAAGGGGCGGAACGGAGCCAAGCCGCUCGCCAUCUGCCUCGGAGACGUGGAGCGGCUCUACCGGUACUGCCACGUCAAUGUCCCCGAGGAGCUGCUGCGGGACCUGCUGCCAGGACCAGUGACCCUGGUGUUGGAGCGUUCAGAGGAGCUCAAUAAGGACCUGAACCCCUUCACAUCGCUGGUUGGUGUCCGCAUUCCAGACCACCCCUUCAUGAGAGACCUGGCUCGGGCCUGCCCGGGCCCGCUGGCCCUGACGAGCGCCAACAUCAGCUCCCAGGGCAGCACCCUGAGCGUGCUGGAAUUCCAGGACUUGUGGCCUCAGCUGUCCCUGGUCGUUGAUGGAGGCCCCAUAGGAGACAUCCAGAGCCCAGAGUGUCGCUUGGGCUCAACUGUGGUUGACUUGUCUGUGUCAGGGAAAUUCUCCAUCAUCAGGCCUGGCUGUGCACUGACACCCACAGUUGAAAUCCUGAAGAAGAAGUAUGGCUUGGAACCAGAAUCCUCCUAACCCUUGGGCCUGGGAGCUGGUGGAGCUGGGCACUGUGUGCCUGUGCACUCAGGACUGGGUGAUCGUGGCCUUGUUUAAUAAGGUCAAUGGGUUAUGUCAAGGUAAAUUUAAAAAAUAUUAAAAGACUGGAAAACCCUUUUGGACCUUUUUUGUGCUGCUGUACUGUUCCCAAAUGUCUGUUCUGUUACCCUGGUCAGGCUUUGUGCAUACAGUGAAAAGUUAAACUGUUGUCAGGGCGGUGUGGGGAAGGCCCUGUGUGCCCCAGAGCUCACCCUGUGCCACCUGCACUGGAAGGAAAGCAGGCAUGGAGAGUUUGGAGCUCUGAAAGUGUUACAGAUGUGCUGUUCUCUGUCCUAAAUGUGAUCAGAACCUCCUCCUGAGAUUAAACUGUCAGUGCUUCUGAAAAUUCAGUGUUCAGAUACCCCAGGCUAGAGCUGCUCAGAACAACCUGCUUCCUCCUCAUGCAGAGAAUGAAAUAAGCUCGUGGUGUGAUGAUCUUCCUUCAUUUAAAUGUAGAAUUCCCUUUUGGUUUUGCUCUGAAAUGGUGCUAAGCUGAAGGAAACAGGGAAUGGAUGAAAAUGUC